This is a messenger RNA of Raphanus sativus (radish), 1031 nucleotides long. RefSeq lists its product as uncharacterized. NCBI's taxonomy places the organism in Eukaryota, Viridiplantae, Streptophyta, Magnoliopsida, Brassicales, Brassicaceae. The transcript has a single exon. The coding region runs from base 142 to 525 and encodes 127 amino acids. The record is from RefSeq and is a predicted model, not a curated record.
UAUUUUUUUCUUGUUAUGAUUUCUCUCUAGGGUUUCAGUGGGUCUUCGUCAAAAUCAGAGAUUUUUCAGUUUCUGAUUCUUUUGUGGGCUUUGGACAGAUCAACUUGUGUAAUUCGUGGACUGAUUCUCCAAAAACAAACAAUGGAACGCAACGAGGAAGAAGCUAGAAGAGCAAUGGGUAUCGCUGAGAAGAAAGUGUUAGAGAAUGAUUACUACGGAGCCAAAACAUUUAUUAACCAGGCAAAGCAUUUGUAUCCAAAUCUAGAUGGUUUACACCAAGCCUUGAUUAUGAUCGAUGUUUAUAUCUCUGCAUCUACCAGCAAGGGAGGAAGAGAAGCUGAUUGGUAUGAGAUUCUCGGUGUAGAUCGCUUAGCUGAUGACGAAACCGUCAAGAAGCAGUACAAGAAGUUAGCCCUUUUGCUUCACCCGGACAAGAACAAGCUAAACGGUGCAGAAGGCGCGUUUAAACUGGUUUUAGAAGCUUGGUCUCAGUCAAGCACACAAGAGAUUGAAAAGAUGGUUUGAGCCUAAGCUUGAGUCUGAUUCUGUACCAAGAAAGGAGGAGAAAGUUAGUAACGUUACGUUUUGGACAGUGUGCAAUAGAUGCAAGACGUAUUGUAGAUUUGCCAGGUCUAGUUAUGUUAACAAGAUCUUGCCUUGUCCAAACUGUCGUCAAGAUUUCGUUGCCAACGAGAUUAUUCCAGAGGUAGUCAAUGGGAGUCCUGUCAUCAAAUUGAAUGCACAUUUUCGACCAACAUGCAAAAGCGCAAGUGGUGCUUCUUCUUCUUCUACAAGAGCUUCAGCACCUGGUUGCGCAAAAGCUGCUAAUACAGGACAGGAAUCAGUGAAAUAUUGGUUUGGGGAGUCAUGAGAGGCUUUGCAAGAAACGAUGACAGCAACAAGUUCAAAUUCUACUCUUGAAACAGAGAGGAUUUUCAAGAAACCAAAGAGAAGUAAGACGAUCAUAUUUAGAUGUUGAAUAGUACAGUUUUUUUUUCCUGUUACAUGGAUUUGUUUUGUUCAUCUUUAUG